AUGAAGAAGUUUAAAAAACAAGCAAAAACAGAAACUUACAAUGACGAUAUCGACGAUGGGUAUGAUGAGUCAAAAAAAUGGUACGAUGAGGAACCAUCAUAUCCAAAAAAUUUUCAAACUGUUACUGAACAAGUUUUAAUAGAGUUAAAAGAGGAAGCUAAGAAGUGUCAUGACUCUGAAUGUGCAAAUUUUAACAUAAAAAAUUCAAAAACAAACUCCAAUUUUCAAUGGAUUAAAACUGUAAUGAAUAAAGGUACAGUAUCAGAUAAAAUAGCAGCACAUACAGUUGCCAUACAAGAGAAUCCUGUGUCAAAUUUGGAGACAAUUAGAAAUCUUGUCAGCAUGGUUAAAGUGGGAAAAAAGAAAGAAUGUACUUCUGUUAUAGAAACCUUAAUGGAACUGUUUUUAUCUGACAUAUUAAGGCCAGAUGAGAAAUUAAAACCAUUUCAUCAGAAACCAUUGUCGUUACUUAAUGAUUUAUCCUCUGGAAAUGCAAUAACCAGAAGAAAAAUUUUAAGUCUCUGGUACUUUGAAGAUCAACUCAAAGAAAUUUAUACACAAUUUGUAUUGGCUUUAAAUACAGCAGCACAUGACUCUGUUGAUACCAAUAAAGAAAAAGCCAUAAGUGCUAUGUAUAAAUUGUUGGCUGGCAAUCCAGAGCAAGAAAAGAAUCUUCUGACGAACAUAGUGAACAAACUAGGAGAUCCAUCCCAAAAAGUAGCCUCAAAAGCCAUAUACUGCUUAACGCAACUUUUGUUUAAACACUCCAAUAUGCAAGGUGUUGUUCUAAACGAAAUCGAAAAGUUACUAUUCAGACCCAACAUUUCCAACAGGGCCCAGUACUAUAGCUUGUGUUUUUUGUCGCAAUAUUAUUUGAGCCAUGAUAGCAGUGAUGUAGCUAGGAAAUUAAUUGAGGUGUAUUUUUCGUUUUUCAAGGGAUGCAUCAAAAAGGGUGAAGUCGAUAGUAGGAUGAUGUCGGCCCUUCUGAUGGGUAUUAAUAGAGCUUACCCCUAUGCAAAACUAGAAUUUGACAAAAUUUCAGAACAUAUUGAUACCAUGUACAGAUUGGUGCAUAUGGCAAACUUUAACAUAAGUUUACAUGCCCUUACUUUGUUGUACCAAGUCAGCGAUUUUGGAAAUAAUAUUAACGAUAGGUUUUACUCGGCCCUAUACAAAAAAUUGGUAGAUCCUAAUUUGCUAACAACCACACAUCAGGCAAUGUUAUUAAGUUUAAUUUACAAAGCAUUGUUGAAAGAUAAGGAAAUUAAUCGCGUAAAGGUUUUUGUUAAAAGAAUGUUGGAUAUAUCUCUAUAUGUAAUGCCAUCAUUCACGUUUGGUAUCCUAUAUUUGGUAUCAAAUUUAAUUACAAAAAAAGAAAAUUUACAAUCCAUAAAAUUAAGUGAAUCUUCCCUAAAUGAUUUUGAUGACGAUGACGGUGAAGAAACAUACCACGAUGUGAAAGAAGAAGUAGAAAUAAAAGAAGAACCACUUGAAGAAGAAGCACCAAGGCCUAAACCAACAGACACAAAAGUAGUGAUAGAUCUUGAAGAUAACGAAAUCGAAGAAAAACCAAACAUUGAUGAACUGGAUAAAUUGAAGUCUCAUAGCUGGCAUCAUGCCAACAUAAAAUUAAAAAACCGUAAAACUUCAGAGUGUUACAAUCCCUACGCGAGAAACCCUUUAUAUGCUGGGGGGAAGUACAGCGCAUACACUGAACUUCUUCAACUUCAAAAUCAUUUUCAUCCCACUGUAGCGUUAUAUGCUUCUAAUAUUCUUAGAGGCGAUAUCAUUAGGUACGAUGGAGAUCCGCUGAAAGAUUUUACUUUGAUUAGAUUUUUGGAGAGGUUUGUCUUCAAAAAUCCAAAGAAAAUAGACCACAAGGAGGGAGUUCAUCCCACUUUCGGACAAAGAAAGUUUUACAAACCCAAGGGAGUAAGGACUUUACCUGUUAAUUCCAACAUGUAUAUCGCAGAAAAUCAAAAUAAUAUACCAGUGGACGAACUCUUUUUAUAUUCUUACUUAAAGAAAAAGUACGAAAACCGACAACUUAAAGACGACGACGAAGAUAGCGAUGCAGAAUCGGUACAAAGCGAAGAAUUCGAAGAUAUGUUGGACAAAAUGGCGGGCAUGAAAGAUCUCGAUGAAGAUAUCGAUUUUAUGGAAGAAAUUGGAGAAAAUCUAAAAGCCAAAAAACAGAAAAAGAAAAAAGGAGUUCAAAAUGGCGACGAGGACGAUGAUGAAGAACUCGAAGACGAUGAAGAAUUCAGUGAAGAUGAAGAUUUUAGUGAUGAUGAUGGAGAGGAUAAUGAAAAUGAAGCAGAAAAAGAAGAUGUGCCCGAUUUUGAUAUCGAUGAAGAUGAUGAAGAUCUUAUUGGGGAUCUUGAUGAUGAUGAUGAAGAAAUUGAGUUUGGUGACUCUGAGGAUGACAAUGAUGAUAAUGAAGAAACGUCGAAUAAGAAAAAAAUAAAGAAUGUGAAGAAAAAAGUCAAGAAACUCGAUAAAAACGAUAUAACCUCACUUUUUGCGUCGGCUGAUGAGUUUGCUUCAAUUUUGGAAGAUGAAGGGAGUUCGAAAAUUAAACCCGGCGGUUCAAAUGCUGUUUCAAAUACCGACAACGCCAAUACAAAACAAUUGGCGUGGGAAGAUAAAAGAAACCAUUGGCUGAAUGGUUAUAAUAAAGCAGUUGGUAAAAAAGGAAAAAAAUUUGGUAAGGACAAAGAAUUUGUAAAGAAUUCACAAAAAAGGACCAAUAAAAGCAUAGGAGGCAAUAAAAAGAAGAAAUUUAAAAAUUAA
Brassicogethes aeneus is the source of this 2793-nucleotide messenger RNA. The record is from the annotation of a GenBank genome assembly. Lineage: Eukaryota; Metazoa; Arthropoda; Insecta; Coleoptera; Nitidulidae.